Molecule: messenger RNA, 2429 nt
Organism: Trifolium pratense (red clover)
Lineage: Eukaryota; Viridiplantae; Streptophyta; Magnoliopsida; Fabales; Fabaceae
Product: phosphoinositide phospholipase C 2-like
Exons: 9
Coding region: 354-2165 (603 amino acids)
Biological process (GO): phosphatidylinositol-mediated signaling; lipid metabolic process
Molecular function (GO): phosphatidylinositol-4,5-bisphosphate phospholipase C activity
Source: RefSeq, a predicted model, not a curated record
AUGAGUCAUGACAUUUGAUCUUACUUAAUUCAAUCCAAGAAUGCCACGUGCCUCAAUCCCAACAUUUUGAAGGAAUUGAAUCAAUGUACAGGUUGCAGCAUGGGACCCAAUACAGCUCCCGACAUAAUUUUUCUUGUAUUCUUUGAUUGCCAACAAAACAAGAAACGUAUCCAUUCUCCUUCACCUUUCAUCAAUAAUCCCUAAUUAAUUAAUUAAUUAAUUAAUUAAAAAAGAAGAUUAUCCUCAACACACGAUCCACACCAACUCCACGCGCUUAUAGUUAGUUAGUUAAUUAGUUAUCAUCAUCAUCAUCAUCAUCAUCUUAUAGACACAAAGAGUGUUGUUUCUGUGUUAUGUCUGAAACAAACAAAGAAACAAAGAAAUCUGAGAAAAUGUCUUCUAAACCCAAAAAACAAACUUACAGCGUUUGUUUUUGUUGUCGGCGCCGGUUUAAGCUCGGCGUAUCGGAAGCGCCGCCGGAGAUAAGAACACUUUUCCAUCGUUACUGUGAUCAAAAUGGGAUCAUGACUGCAUCUCAUCUCACAAGGUUCCUUAUUGAGGUCCAGAAAGAAGAGAAUAUCACAGAGGAACAAACACAAGCUAUCAUUGAUAGUCAGAAACAUUUGAGUAUCUUUCAUCGUAGAGGUCUCAAUCUUGAAACUUUCUUCAAGUUUCUCUUCAGUGAUAGUAAUCCUCCUCUUGUUCCUUCUCGUGGGGUGCAUCAAGAUAUGAGUUUACCAUUGUCUCAUUAUUACAUACACACUGGUCAUAAUUCAUAUCUAACUGGAAAUCAGCUUAGUAGUGAUUGCAGUGAUGCCCCUAUUAUCAAUGCACUUCAGAGAGGUGUAAGGGUUAUUGAGCUAGAUAUAUGGCCUAAUGCAUCCAAGGAAGAUGUUGAUGUUCUUCAUGGAAGGACAUUGACGACUCCUGUGGCGCUUAUAAAAUGUUUGACAUCUAUUAAGCAGUAUGCGUUCGUCGCGUCAGAAUAUCCUGUUGUAAUAACCUUGGAAGACCACCUUACUCCUGAUCUUCAGGCCAAAGUGGCUCAGAUGGUUACUCAAACAUUUGGAGACAUACUAUUUUGUCCUAGCACAGAAGGCUUGAAGGAAUUUCCUUCCCCUGAUUCACUUAAAAGAAGAAUCAUCAUAUCAACCAAGCCACCUAAGGAGUACCUUGAGGCAAAAGAAGGAAAGGAAAAGGAGGAUCCACCGAAGGGAAAGCCUGCAGAUGAUGAAGAAGCUUGGGGCAAAGAAGUCCCUAGUUUGAGAGGGGGUACCAUAGCUGAUUACAAGGAUGAUGACAAUGAUCUUAGUGAUGAUGAAGAUGAUGACGAGGAAAAGUCGCUACAAGAUGGAUCGGAUGAAUAUAGACGUUUAAUUGCUAUUCAUGCUGGGAAACCUAAAGGUGGAAUAGUGGAAUGUCUCAAAGUGGAUCCUAAUAAAGUGAGGCGUCUAAGUUUAAGUGAAUCACAGCUCGAAAAGGCUGCUGAAACAUAUGGAAAAGAAAUUGUAAGGUUUACUCAGCAGAAUAUACUGAGAGUGUAUCCGAAAGGUACACGCAUUACCUCAUCAAAUUAUAAUCCGUUAAUUGGGUGGAUGCAUGGAGCUCAGAUGGUUGCAUUUAACAUGCAGGGGUAUGGGAGAUCUCUUUGGUUGAUGCAAGGAAUGUUUAAAGCCAAUGGCAGAUGUGGUUAUGUUAAAAAACCAGAUUUUCUAUUAAAACCUGGUCCCAUUAAUGAGGUUUUUGAUCCUAAAGCUCCUUUGCCGGCGAAAACUACUUUGAAGGUGACUGUAUAUAUGGGGGAAGGAUGGUAUUAUGAUUUCAAGCAUACACACUUUGAUCAAUUCUCACCUCCAGACUUCUAUGCAAGGAUUGGGAUUGCUGGUGUCCCAUUUGAUACUGUUAUGAAAAAAACCAAGUCAAUAGAGGAUAGUUGGUUGCCUUCUUGGAAUGAGGUAUUCGAGUUCCCACUUUCUGUUCCGGAGUUGGCGUUGCUUCGCAUAGAAGUUCAUGAGUAUGACAUGUCUGAGAAGGAUGACUUUGGUGGGCAAACAUGUUUACCUGUGUGGGAACUAAGAAGCGGAAUUCGAGCAAUUCCACUUCAUUCCCGCAAAGGUGAUAAAUACAACAAUGUAAAGCUUCUCGUGCGCUUUGAAUUCAUCUGAUUUUGUGUAUCCUUUGUUCUAUAUUUUGUACAGCAAUUACAAUAUAAUGCAAGAGUCUGUAUGUAGCUGUCUAGUACCAUAUAUUGUUAAGUUUGGAUGAAUUUUUUUUUUCUUUCCCUUUUGGUAUUUACUCGAAUAUCUAAGGGUGUGAGAAUAAUCUAUUGGUAGAUGAUGUUGAUGUUGUCUAUACCAAAGAGUGUGUUUCCACGGAUUUUGAGUGAUGUUUUUUAUUAAGAAAUAAAGAUGUGUAUCAUUGCAUUGUAA